Ostertagia ostertagi is the source of this 597-nucleotide messenger RNA. NCBI's taxonomy places the organism in Eukaryota, Metazoa, Nematoda, Chromadorea, Rhabditida, Trichostrongylidae. The record is from the annotation of a GenBank genome assembly.
AUGUACUCAUCAAUGCGAUCACCUCUACCUUCGGGACAUUCCAGUGAUGCUGACAUGAAACUGCGCCAGGCACAAGCACUUGCCGCCAAUCCUGAAAGGAUGGGAUGGAAAAGAGCAGUACCGGCCAGAUUUCCUGGGCUAAGACAAAUCAUCGAAAGAACCGAAGAAGAAAACCAGCUGAAUUGGAUCGCAUCUGCCGAUCUGAACGAGUUAUCGUACUCAAAACUGGUGACGCUGAACGCUGAGAUGGAGCAGCUCAUCCAAGUUUACAACGAAAGCCUCGUUGACGAGCUUGCUCACAGGGAUGAAUUGGAAUACGAAAAAGAAAUGAAGAACACUUUCAUUUCAUUGUUGCUCUCAAUUCAGAAUAAACGCCGUCAAUUUAUCAACGAGCGAAAGAGGAAAGGGACCAAAAUAGAUCCACACCAACUUCCUCAAUUCAUGACUGCAAGUAUUCCGUAUAACGACCAUCAGCACAUGGAUAACGCUACGCUUCAUCUUGAUAAAGAAGCGAUUAACGACGACAGCUCCGUAGUGCCUACACUACUGACCGACUACAUUCUGACGGUAGUGUGCCCAAAAACCGUUGUCUGCUAG